AUGAUCUCGGAAGAUGACAAGGGCACAUGGUCUCCAAAGGCAACCGAAGAUGAAUUUAAUGUUCUCGCAUGGCUGGUACAGGCUGCAAAGGGGUCAGAUCUUGAUCCUGAUACCCUAGCUCAUGUUCAGGUUCUUCUCGCCCUGGCAUCGGUUCACACUAUCCUUCGUCGCGUUGUGAACGUUCUCUAUGAUCUCAUAGAGAAUCCGAAGUAUAUUGACGAGUUGCGAGACGAAAUUUACAAUGUCUGGGCCACGACAGGUUGGAAUAAUGCUGCUGAUUCCUUCUCGAAACUUUACAAGCUCGACAGCGUGCUACGAGAAUCCCAACGUCUCUCCCCACCAACUAUUCUUGGUUCAAAGCGGCUCUUCAAGCAGUCGUAUACCUUCUUCUUGGGUAUAUCAAUCGAUCAGUGA
This is a messenger RNA of Aspergillus luchuensis, 414 nucleotides long. RefSeq lists its product as uncharacterized. NCBI's taxonomy places the organism in Eukaryota, Fungi, Ascomycota, Eurotiomycetes, Eurotiales, Aspergillaceae. Gene Ontology annotation, molecular function: monooxygenase activity; oxidoreductase activity, acting on paired donors, with incorporation or reduction of molecular oxygen; heme binding. The coding region runs from base 1 to 414 and encodes 137 amino acids. The transcript has a single exon. The record is from RefSeq and is a predicted model, not a curated record.